GCAGACGAUAGCACGAUGUGUCUGGUGUUGCUACAGCCCCGCCCACUUCGUGGCAGGCUUCUUUCGACUCCGAAUAUGAGGCUCCUCCCGGCAUUUGCCGUUCUGGUUCUGGCCGUGAUCGUGUGCUCCACUCUUUCGGACGCAGAAAGAGUGGUGAAGAAAUCCCAAUUUCAUCGCUACAUGCGUUUUGCGCGUCAGCUGGCCCUGAGAUACCGGUAUUCCGGAAAUCACGCUAAACGCGUGACCAAGAUCAUCGGCGUUACGCGGGAAGGUAACAGUGCCACCAUUAAUUUCGAAGCCGUGAACACCGUGUGCAAACCAGGAAGGCGCUAUCCAACGAAGUCACGGUGCCCCGAGAUAAGUGACGGACUGACGGAUAACUGCAUCGGCAGUGUGGAGUUCAUCGGAGGUUCAUUUCGAAGAGUCAAGUACGGGGAAACCAUGUGCAUAGCCAUCGGGAUCGAUAUACGUCCACUCUAGGGGCCUCGGAAUUCGACGUAUUGGUGAGGCGCACCAUGUGCUGAAAGCCCCAUACAAAGAGUAAAAUCACAGUUAUCACCACCAUGUAUGGCCAACGGUCAGCACUG
Molecule: messenger RNA, 587 nt
Organism: Dermacentor silvarum
Lineage: Eukaryota; Metazoa; Arthropoda; Arachnida; Ixodida; Ixodidae
Exons: 5
Coding region: 16-480 (154 amino acids)
Source: RefSeq, a predicted model, not a curated record